Molecule: messenger RNA, 381 nt
Organism: Mesocestoides corti
Lineage: Eukaryota; Metazoa; Platyhelminthes; Cestoda; Cyclophyllidea; Mesocestoididae
Source: the annotation of a GenBank genome assembly
AUGGUGGAGCGGUGGAUCAAUAGAAUUUCACCGGACGCCCCAACAGAUGAACAGACAUCGCCCACGAAAAUGGAGAUCACCUCCACGUCCAAGUCCUUCCACAGCGAACUCUUCAUCUCCGAUCACACUCCAACCUGUGGCGUCACCAACCUCCCCAGUACUAGCAGUAGUGGUGGUGGGGAUGGUGAUGAGAUCUCCAAAGGUAGAGUGGACUACGACUACCACGUGCAGCAGCAGCAGCAGCAGUCACAGGGAUGUUGCGCUAGUGGCGGUGGUGUUGGUUGCAAUGAAGUUGUGGCAGACCAAGGCUACACGACGAAUGCCUUAAGUAGAAAUCGUCUUUCGCCACAGCCAAAACCUGUAGGCGACAACCACCAAUAG